Amaranthus tricolor (Joseph's coat) is the source of this 1255-nucleotide messenger RNA. RefSeq lists its product as uncharacterized. Lineage: Eukaryota; Viridiplantae; Streptophyta; Magnoliopsida; Caryophyllales; Amaranthaceae. The record is from RefSeq and is a predicted model, not a curated record. Bases 281 to 781 code for a protein of 166 amino acids. The transcript has a single exon.
CCUCAUUUUCAUGCAAUAAAUACACACAGCAGUUUGUGAACCAUCACUUAUUACCAACCUAACUCCUCCAAGUCUCCAACAGUAUCCUUCUCCAGCUGUCUCUUCUUUCUAUCUCUCUUCUUAAACUCCCACAACCAGAAAUCUCACCAUUAGCAAGUAGCAAAAAUAACCCAUCCAAAAUGAGAUAAUAAUAAAAAAAAAUCUCAUCAAAUUAAAAUACAUUUUAAUUCCCAACAUUAAACCCAUAUAAAAUCUUUUUUUUUCUUCUUUUUAUCAAAAAAUGGCAGGAUUAAUUUCCAAAUUCUCAUACCAAAAACUCAAACAAGAAGUCAUAUUUGAAGAUGAAGAUCAUCAUGAUCAUCAUCUUGAGAAGAUCAAAACUAACACAGAAAGAUUGUAUGAUCUUAUCAAAAGAACAUCAUCAGUAAGAAUAAGCAGAAGAUCAAACUGGGUUAGAAAGAUGAAGAUUAAGAGGAAAUUUAGGGUUAAGAUUGCAGGUUUUAGAAGGUUUUUCAGAAUUAGAAGAAUUAAAUUUGCUAAAUCUUCACUUACAUGGGCUAAAGUUUUGAUGCGAUUCAAGGAAAGUCAGUCACAUUUUGGUGAUCUUUUUGCUGGAAAUUACUUGUUUAUGCAAGUUACUCCUGGUUCUUUUAAAAAGAAUGCUAAUUUGGUAGCUAAUCAUAAUUAUAAUAAUAGUUUUAAUCAUAAUAAGGUUGGUUUUAAUAAUAUUAACCCUUCAUGUUUUAAUAAUUAUGCUUUAGGAAAGGUUUCUUAUUAUUAAUUGGUGAUAUAUUUAUGACCUUUUGGGUUUUAUGCAGAAUGAAGUAAUUGUUUUAGUAUUAUUAAUUUGAAGUGUACUUAUUGUAUUGAGAAUUGAGUUUUAUUUAGUUGGAGAGUAAUUAAUAUGACUUUUCAAUAAAAAGAAAUUUUAAUUUGAUUCUAAUUUAGCCCACUCAGCUACUCAAUAGACCUCGUAAUUCAAAAAAAAAGUAUACGUAUAUCGUAUUGAAUUAUGUAUGUAGACAUCCUAAUGUUAUUAGAAAAGUAAAUCUAUGUCCUAAUUAAAUGUAAAAGGGCACUUGUAAUUGUAAAAGUACCAAAAAAAGUAUACGUAUAUCGUAUUGAAUUAUGUAUGUAGACAUCCUAAUGUUAUUAGAAAAGUAAAUCUAUGUCCUAAUUAAAUGUAAAAGGGCACUUGUAAUUGUAAAAGUACCUUUAUCAUAAGGGCUUCUUUUAUUAACUUUAAUUUUACUAA